Geodia barretti is the source of this 1245-nucleotide messenger RNA. The record is from the annotation of a GenBank genome assembly. NCBI's taxonomy places the organism in Eukaryota, Metazoa, Porifera, Demospongiae, Tetractinellida, Geodiidae.
UUGACAACUUUGCAAAUUGGCCAAUACAUCCCUUCUGGAAAUUCUCUAGCUCAUGUUGAGGUUGGACUAGCGUCCUUUGAUAAUUCCACCCUUGAAAUUCUUGAAGAGAACAAACUCUGGCCAUAUGGUGUUCCAACAGACGGGACUCCCAGAGUCAAUAUCGUGACUGUAUCUCUGGGAAAUAUUGUAUGUUUUACUCUUCUCGGAGUAAUUGGAAUUUUCUAUGCACUGGCCUACAUGCUAUUCAACUACAUCAAUCGCCACAAGAAGGUUAUUCGUCUGUCGAGUCCUAACCUAAACUACCUCAUAGGAAUUGGUGCUAUCAUUCUCUACAUCAACAUUAUCACUCUGACAAUAAGACACUCAACUGAGGAAUCAUUGGCAGUUGUCUAUAAUAUGAACCCUUGGCUCACAAACAUUGGUUACUCACUCUGCUACGGGACCAUUUCCAGCAAGAUGAUACGAGUGUGGUACAUUUUCAACAAUCCUGUCCUCAGAAAGAAGUUUACUUUAAAGGACCACCAUCUUGGACUCAUUGUGGGAGUGUUCGUGGUGGUUGAUGUUGUUAUGUUGGGGACCUACACCAUAGUUGAGGGAGCCAGAGGAAACCUAAGAGCAGUACUCAUCAGAAGUGCUGAAAAUCCAGAGAGACGGAUCGGGGGUAAGAAAAGAGAGAACCCAACUGCAGAGGUUCACCACUAUUACUACUACGGGACCUCUUCAACUGGGCAGUUGAUUUGGUUUGCAAUCCUCAGUUUCGAGAAGGCUGUUGUCCAUGUCAUAGUCCUCUACCUGGCACUCCGCACUAGAAAAGUCAAAAUGAAAGGACUUGGUGAUUCCAAGUUCAUUAUCGCCGCCACUUAUUCCACGAGUAUUGUCCUAGUCAUGUCCCACAUUGGUAUCUACAGUUUAUACAAGGGGUUUCUCAACAUUUUCAUUGCUACUGUUGCUGGGAACUUUUUUAUUUCUACUACAACUAUUCUCUCCAUAGUUUUCAUACCAAAGAUACUCAUCCUGUGGAAGGACCCAACAGGGAAAGGAAGUUCAAGUUAUUUCACAAGGACGAUUGGAGGUGCUUUGGAGAGUGCUGAUGCAGCAGAUAGGGAGAGGGAGAAAAUGGUUCUUCAGAGGGAGAUAGAGCAAUUGGAAACUCAAUUGCAGAGUGGUGUGUGCACGGAAGCUGCGGCCGUAAGGGCAGAGAACGCUGCAGAUGAGGACAAGGCUAAUCACGCACCUAGUAGCUAG